AGCUGAAUUGAUUGCAUCCAAACCCGGGAAUCAAACCAGGUCUGCGGCGUGACAGCGCGAAGUGCUAACACUUAGCCACUGGGCUUCAGUUGUUAUCGAAGUAUCAAUAUUAUUCUUGAUACCAUGUCCCGUUUCAUUACAAGCACCGUCCUAGCGAUGAUGGUUCUCAUGCCAUUUACAUCAGCGAAAAAACGACCAUUCUAUAUCAUUGGCCACAUGGUGAACAGCAUCGAGGAGGUGACGCAUUAUUUGGAUCUUGGUGCGAAUGCCAUCGAAGCAGACAUCCAGUUCCACCCAAACGGAUCCGUCAAAGAAGUCAACCACGGAUUCCCCUGCGACUGCUUCAGAACUUGCACCAGAAGUGCGAAUGUGGGAGAUUAUCUAAAAUAUAUACGACACAUCACAGAUCCAUCACUACCGGGGAACUAUGCAACCCGGAUGGUCUUGCAGUUCUUGGAUCUCAAAAUGAACACUUCUAAUAAUCCACGGAUAUCCGGGAGAGAUAUCGCCAGACAUGUUUUAGACUAUCUUUGGAGCAAAGAUGGAAGUCGAGAACAUGAGGUCAAACUUUUGCUCUACAUCGACUCUACGAAAUAUCGGGACGCUUUUGCUGGCUUUCUUGAAGAAUUCAAAAACAGAAGAGAGGAGGCCCGAUUGACAGAUGUGGGAUUCGAUGGCGGUACAGGACAUUUCUAUGAUAUUCGGCGAAUGUUUGCCAGCCUGAAAGUCAAAGGCAACAUUUGGCAGGGAGACGGGAUAGCAAAUUGUGUUAGUCCACUGUAUUCUACUCGUCGACUUCGGAAUGCCCUCUCCAUCCGUGAUUCUAAAAGCAGCUUCAUUAGCAAAGUCUAUCACUGGAAUAUUGAUCUCAAGUUGCAGAUGAAAAAUUCCUUGAAUUUGACUGUUGAUGGAAUGAUCACCAACGUUCCUAAAAGCCUGCGUGAAGUCCUAGAGGAACCGUAUUACAAGAAUAAAUAUAGGUUAGGUUCUCUGGACGAUGAUCCAUUUGCACGUUUCAAUGAAAAAUAAUGAUUUAGAUCACUGAUGGUGCAAUAUGAGGUUUAAUUUUAACUAUGGUUACAAAUCCUGAAAGUACAACUUUAUGUUCAGUUGCACAAUAGUAAGAGUUAUGUUCUAGAAUUCCUUGCCGAUAGAUUAACCAAUAUCUUUGGACGUUAGCGUGAGAGCCAUGGUAAGACGAAAUAUUCUUGAGCAAUAGCUUUUGGGAACAAUCUCAAUCGAAUUGCUAGUUGUAGUUAAUUUGCUUCUAAAAAUUGAAAUAGAUUUUACAAAAGUGUUUAAAGAAUGGAUGAAAAGGGACAAGUGUCUAAUCAGGAACGAGACCAGGGGGAGUGGAUUUGAAGAUAUGUCCCCCUUCGCCUCCGCCACAGAAAUUUUCGAUAUUUGGCCACAGAAAAGAACUAUAACUAACCAUAUCUUUCUUCGAAACUCAGCCACAUCCCCCCCCCCAAAAAAAUGGCUGUGAUACUAGGUUUAAUUGUUUAAUGCUUCACAUAUUUCAUUAUGAAAUUUUAUUGUUGCCGAAGUUCAAUGUCUUAACUAAAUAUAAGAAGAAAGUUGUUGGUUUUCUGCAAUACCGUUUGGAAUAGAAAUAUGAAUCAACAUUCGCGUUUUUUCUAUACCAAACGAUUGUGACAACAAAGAAUUUUUCUAUUUUCCGGAAAGCAGGUUUACUAUUCUUACUCUAUGUCUGCA
Molecule: messenger RNA, 1716 nt
Organism: Uloborus diversus
Lineage: Eukaryota; Metazoa; Arthropoda; Arachnida; Araneae; Uloboridae
Product: dermonecrotic toxin LcsSicTox-betaIC1-like
Exons: 2
Coding region: 124-1029 (301 amino acids)
Biological process (GO): lipid metabolic process
Molecular function (GO): phosphoric diester hydrolase activity
Source: RefSeq, a predicted model, not a curated record